UUGACGCACACUUGGGCAGUCGAGAAGGGCAGAAAGGCUAGCACUGGUUGGUGGAUGGGGACAGAGAUCUAAAUCCUCUUCUUCCUGGGUGUGAGUGUGGAGGAGGAAGGGGGUCCAGAGAGGCAAGAAGGACAGGAAAGGAAAAGGAGAGUGCUUUUCGGUCAAUUUUCACCUCCUGCCUUCAAAUUCAGUGCGCUUUCCUCUCGGAAAGGACGCUGGGUUCAGGGCGCGCGGGUGCGCGCCUUAGCGGCCCGCGUGCGGCCAGGUGGGUAGCCCCAGCACCGGAGGAAGGGGAAGUUACCUUCCCCUCGGAAGAGGGCGCUGGCUCCCCCAUCCUGCCUUUAUAUUAAGGCCGCGGGAGGAGAGGAAGCAGCCAGCUGCCGUCUGCGCUUAGCAAAGCAUGCAGUUAGGGGAGCAGCUCUUGGUGAGCUCGGUGAACCUGCCCGGCGCGCACUUCUACCCGCUGGAGAGUGCGCGAGGCGGAGGCAGCGGGAGCGCAGGCCACCUCCCUGGCGCGGCCCCCUCGCCUCAGAGGCUGGACUUAGACAAAGCGCCCAAGAAGUUCCCUGGCAGCCUCUCGUGCGAGACUGGGAGCGGGGAGCCCACAGCCGCCAGCGCGGGGGCCCCCGCGGCCAUGCUCAGUGACGCGGACUCCGGGGACGCCUUCGCCAGCGCCGCGGCGGUGGCCAAGCCCGGGCCCCCGGACGGCCGCAAGCUCCCCCUGCGGGGAAGAGGAGCUGCCCUCAGCCGCCGCCGCCGCCGCCGCGGCCGCAGCCGCCGCCGCCGCCGAGAGUCCCAGGGCUGUGGGGCCGCGAAGCCCCUCCCUGGCCGCACAUAUAUAAAGCAGCCAAUGACAGCCUGCAAGUUUCCAAGUGGUCAACUUGACGCACACUUGGGCAGUCGAGAAGGGCAGAAAGGCUAG
Messenger RNA from Ailuropoda melanoleuca (giant panda), 922 nucleotides. RefSeq names its product eomesodermin homolog. The coding region runs from base 401 to 922 and encodes 173 amino acids. The record is from RefSeq and is a predicted model, not a curated record. The transcript is spliced from 2 exons. NCBI's taxonomy places the organism in Eukaryota, Metazoa, Chordata, Mammalia, Carnivora, Ursidae.